AUGGCUAGUGUCAAAGAAGUACCAAAUCUUGAAAAAAUCUUAUCUGAUUUUCUCGAUAAUCGAAAAGAAAUUAUCUCAGCGAUUAUGGAAACUGCCAAAAGACUGGAUGAUCAAAAUAAAAGUGUCAAUAUUACCAAAGUGGUAACUGGUAGCACUGGAAUUGCUGGUACUAUCAUUAGCGUAGCAGGAAUCGUACUUGCUAUACCGACUUUGGGCAUGUCACUUCCAUUCGCCAUUGGUGGUGCUGCCUUAGCGGCAACAAGCGGUGCAGCUCAUUUAGGUUCCGAUAUCACUAAUCGUAUUUUGACCAAAUCACAUUUAACGAAAUUAGAUGCACUUUGUCAAGCUGAUGAAUCAAACCUUUUAAAAUUAGCUGAUUAUCUAAAACAAAUGAUAAAAGACAUACAGAAUAAUCAGUUCGACGAUAAAACUGAUUUUAGAACAGCAGGAAGCGUUGUCGAAGGAAUAGCAGGUGUAGCUAAUCUGACAUGCUCAAUUAUUCGUGUCACACAGGCAGCAUCUGUGUCAAUUAGAACCGUUCAAAUUGCUGGUGCAGCUUCGGCUGUAAUGGGUGUUGUUACUCUACCAUUUCAAAUAAUUGAUCUUGCAAUCAGUGCACAGGCACUACACGAGAACAAAGUAUGUGAGACAUCGGCCAAACUUCGAGAGCUUGCUAAAAAUCUGGAAAUACAAGCAGACAAUGUCGCUAAAUUUAUUUUUGAGAGGAUAAAUCAAAUUCAUUAA
Rotaria socialis is the source of this 744-nucleotide messenger RNA. The record is from the annotation of a GenBank genome assembly. Lineage: Eukaryota; Metazoa; Rotifera; Eurotatoria; Philodinida; Philodinidae.